UAAAACUCACUGCAAUGUAGGAGACUGUUGAUACAAUAAAUGUAGAACGAGAGACACGUACACGACAUUUGCACAUACAGGAGGACUACUGUCUACUUCCGACUUAAUAGAAAGCAUUUUGUUCCUUAGUUAAUAAUGUCAUCUGUAAACUUUCCAGAACUGGAGACUGAGCUGGACGAUUUACUCCAAGAGUUUCAUUGUGUGGUGGAGGAGCUCAGGGAACCGUCGUUGAGUACACCCCAUCUUUACGACGAGCACCUGCAACAGGCGAAAAGACGCAACGACAUGAACGAUGGAGUGAGCGAUAGCGGGAUAGAAGACUCAGACUACAGCAGGGAUCAGUCAUUGGGUGGUAGCCUGAACACUAGUGAGGAGGACCUUGACAUUGCGGGCGUGACUGCCACUUCUAAAGCCAAGCUGGGAGACACCGGGGACCUCCAGAGCUUCAUAGACAGCCUGGACAAAGAGCUUGCUGAGAUGUGAGCUGCCAGGGCCCAGGUGAAUGGGAGAACAGACACGGGGCUACUGGGGCUGUAGCAGAUGGAGAGAAGUGUGCAGAAAAGGACCGUCUCCUCCGUGCUGCCCUCGGGGAAAGAUUAGCAUUGAUCAAUUAAAGAAAUAAUCUUAUAGAUUUAGAUAUUAAGUCGCUUGCUGUAUUUUAAACCUCCAGACACCCACUUGUGCCUUGAGGAAAAUACUUGGCUAACUGUGACAGUCUCCAAAGUUUCUAAAUCCUGCUCUAAUUACAUUGUGAAGGGCUUUGAAUUUAAGUUGCACUGUUUCAGUAGACAGGCUUACUGCAAUAAGUGAAGGAAAUUAGGCAUUCUAUCAAUUUUCCUAAAAGGUUUUUUUCCCUCUAAAUUAUGACACACACUGUCAACUUCUUGCCAUUCCCAGAAUCCUUGAUUAGUCUAGUCAUGCAUGAACAGAACCCUUGACCCACCCACUAAUCGGAAAUGAUAAUUCCUUUUUGUGAUCUGUGACAAAUAUAUUGGUCAUACACUUUUUUGUAAACCUACUUUUAAUUGAUUUUAUUUCCAAUUUCUCAUUACAUUUUUCAGUGAAUGUGAGAAAUGUUAUUAUUUAUUUCAUUCAAACUAAAUGCUUUCCAAUAUUAAGCCCAAAUUUGUAUUUCAUCGAUGUUUUAAAAGUAUGUCCUACAAUGAACCUGAUGUACAGUAAUUGUAAAAUAUCAAAUACAUUAUAUGUGACUGUAUUGUUGCCUGCAUUUUUAGCAGGUGUGUUUAUAUUGCCUGAGCUGAGAAUGUCUGACAAUGUUUCUGAACUGAAGGAUGUACAUAUUUUAUGUGAAAGUAAUAAAAUACUUAGGUUUAAAGAAAAAUGA
This is a messenger RNA of Anguilla anguilla (European eel), 1345 nucleotides long. RefSeq names its product regulator of cell cycle RGCC. Lineage: Eukaryota; Metazoa; Chordata; Actinopteri; Anguilliformes; Anguillidae. Gene Ontology annotation, biological process: regulation of cell cycle. The transcript is spliced from 5 exons. The record is from RefSeq and is a predicted model, not a curated record. The coding region runs from base 136 to 483 and encodes 115 amino acids.